CUCUCUCUCUCUCUCCAGUGUGCAGCAGCGCGCUGGUGAAUCCGCUUUUUGGCUUCGGAGCUCCAAGCGAGAGAGAAGCCAGCACUGAGUUUCUACACUGAGGAGACAUUACAAAAGGACAUAAAGGAGGAGGACCAGGAAGACUGACGCAGAUAAAGAAGAGAGGAUAACUCAGGACGCAGGAGAAGACUGAAAGGGAGACUGUAGUGAUGGCCGAGGCACCUCAGCAGCAGCAGGAGCAGCAGCAGCAGCAGGAGGAGGAGGAGGAGGAGGAGGGGGGGGAGCAGCCGAGCACUGUGGAGGCGACGGAGACCGAUGAAGGGUCCGAAGAACCGAAGGAGAGCGUCCAGACGACCCCGACCCCGACCCGACCUAUGCUGUCUAUGAGGUCCAUGAGCGCUGUGGACCCAGACGACGACUCCCCCAACAUGAUCAUCUACAGAAAGAUUGAAGACAUUAUCACUCUCAUCCAGGAUGAGACGGAGGGUGUGCCCAUCAGAACCGUCAAAAGUUUCAUGACCAAAAUCCCCAGUGUCGUUACAGGUACAGAUAUUGUACAAUGGCUGAUGAAGAACCUGGUUAUGGAGGAUCCAGCUGAGGCCAUGCACAUCGGGAGUCUCAUCGCAGCUCAGGGGUACUUCUUCCCCAUCUCAGACCACGUCCUCUCACUCAAAGACGACGGCACUUUCUACCGCUUUCAGGCACCGUAUUUCUGGCCGUCCAACUGUUGGGAGCCUGAGAACACAGACUAUGCUAUUUAUCUGUGCAAGCGGACCAUGCAGAACAAGACCAGGCUGGAGCUGGCAGAUUAUGAAGCGGAGAACCUAGCCAGGCUGCAGAGAGCCUUUGCCAGGAAGUGGGAGUUUAUCUACAUGCAGGCUGAGGCCCAGGUCAAGAUCGACAGGAAAAAGGAUAAAACCGAGAGGAAGAUCCUUGACAGCCAGGAGAGAGCCUUCUGGGACGUCCACAGACCCGUGCCUGGAUGUGUUAACACGACAGAGAUGGACAUCAGGAAAUGCAGACGCAUGAAGAACCCCCACAGAGUUAAGAAGUCCGUGUAUGGUUUGGUGGAGGAGGGAACACAGUCUCAGAGUCCCAUACAUACUCCCUCGCACCACUGCAGGAAAGGCACCAAGGAGGAUGUGGAGAAAGAGAUCUUAUUCCUGAACACGCAGGUGGAUCGUCACCGUAUGAAGAUGUCUAAAGUAGCUGAAAGUCUGAUAAGCUACACUGAGCAGUACAUGGACUAUGACCAGUUUGCGACGGCGCAGGAACCGUCCAACCCCUGGAUCAGCGACGACCCCUCCCUCUGGGACCUGGAGGCCAGUAAGGAGCCCAGUCAGCAGCGGGUGAAGAAGUGGGGUUUCUCUCUGCAGGAGGCCCUGAAGGACCCUGCAGGACAGGAACUCUUCCUCAAGUUCCUGGAGUCGGAGUUCAGCUCAGAAAACCUGCGGUUCUGGUUGGCGGUGCAGGACAUGAAGAGGAGGCCCCAGCAGGAGGUGGGGCAGAGGGCGCAGGACAUCUGGGCAGAGUUCCUGGCGGAGGGAGCACCCAGCUCCAUCAACCUGGACUCGCACAGCUACGAACGCACGAGCCAGAACCUGAAGGACGCCGGACGGUACAGCUACGAGGACGCACAGGACCACAUCUACAAGCUGAUGAAAAGUGACAGCUACACACGCUUCCUGCGCUCCAACGUGUACCAGGACCUGCUGACGGCGAGGAAGAAACCUGAAACGGAGCAGGGGCGACGCACCUCCCUGGAGAAGUUCACUCGCAGUGUGGGCAAGUCACUGACGGGGAAACGACUGACGGGCCUCAUGCAGUCGUCCUGACGAGGCUUGGAUGAAGAGUAGGAGGAACCAUACGCAGAAGAGCUGCUUACCCGCGGGGAGCAGGUUGAAAAGGACCCUGGGGUGUUUGGGUGUGGCAGGCGGGGUGAGGACGCCGGACUGGACCGCCACCGUGUUUUGAAACUCACCUCAGAUCAGUUCAAGCGGGACUGACAGCAUGCAAUAAGUCACCAGACCUGACACCAGGACAGUGCUGUCACAGUGCGGAGGAUAAACGAUGCUACUCUUCUCAAGAGGUCUCCACUCCUGCACGCCAGGCGUCGUCGUUUCUCUCGUCGUUUUUCUGUCCAGUCAUGUUAAUAAGGUGAAGAGGCUGUCGCUUUACUUUCAGUGGUAUAAACAUGGAAUGCUUGAAUGCAAAUGAGACUUAGAUUAAUGCUGUUAGCUAGCUGUUUUAUCUCACGUCAGUCACUAGGAUGAUAUAAGGGAAAGAAAGAGGGACAAACACGAGCUCGUGGAUCAAUCUGCUGAUGUGGGAUGACACACGAUUAGUAACCUCUGCGUGUCCAAUAGUGGUUUAGUUGUGCGUUUAAAAGUAAAACUACAGAUGGCAACAUGUAACCACGUCGCUCCUGGAAAGGAGGGUGACAGGAAAUGAUUGGAUUUUAAAUCGUGUCACAAUACUGGCAACAAAACCAUCUGUUCUAUAUCUAUUUCUUAGAUUAUCACUGCUAAUGUAACUGUCUAUUCCCCCCCCCCAAAGACUCUUAAACAGAUGUGUGAUCUUGUUUUCAUAAGAAGGUAAGUGCAGGUUGAUCAUUUUACAAAAACAAGUGUAACUUUAAACAAGCGAGCUGAUGUGACGUUAGGCUUUAAUCUUCUGAACAUUCCACUUCAGGCGCCACAGCGAGGUUUCAGUGGGCUGACCUGUAACCAUUCUUCACCGUAUGUAAAGAGGACCAUGAUGAUGAUAAUAAAAGAGGA
This is a messenger RNA of Cottoperca gobio, 2777 nucleotides long. RefSeq names its product regulator of G protein signaling 6 (gene rgs6). Gene Ontology annotation, cellular component: neuron projection; cytoplasm. Gene Ontology annotation, biological process: G protein-coupled receptor signaling pathway; positive regulation of GTPase activity; intracellular signal transduction. Lineage: Eukaryota; Metazoa; Chordata; Actinopteri; Perciformes; Bovichtidae. Gene Ontology annotation, molecular function: GTPase activator activity. The record is from RefSeq and is a predicted model, not a curated record.